Molecule: messenger RNA, 1212 nt
Organism: Acaromyces ingoldii
Lineage: Eukaryota; Fungi; Basidiomycota; Exobasidiomycetes; Exobasidiales; Cryptobasidiaceae
Product: NAD(P)-binding protein
Exons: 1
Coding region: 354-1151 (265 amino acids)
Molecular function (GO): oxidoreductase activity
Source: RefSeq, a predicted model, not a curated record
UUCUAUUCUUCCGACGAAUCCGCCAUGAUUCUUUGCUCCACUUUGCGGCCCGCCCCGACGACCAUGUGCCCUGGGCUAAAAGCUCACUGUGAGCGCUCACAGGCACGUCGACACCACGUCCUCGCUCCACUCGCUAAAUGAAGAAAUAAGCACCUCAAAAUGGACAGUACGGCAGCAUUAGCUGUGUGUGGUGGCAAGCUACGCGCCACCUGAGCAUAGUGGAGCCGGACAUUGUGCGCGAAAUCAUCGCUAGAUUACCGCUCGAGAGGCAGACCAGAAGGUAUAAAAGUUGGGUAGGUUGUCAGGCCGUCGAGGUUCGUCACAUCGAAUAGAAAGUACAAAGCACAGUCACAAUGUCUCAAUCCACUCAGCCCGUCACUUACAAGUCCAAACUCCAGGGCGCGCGCGUCCUUAUCCUUGGGGGCUCGUCCGGUGUCGGAUUCGGCGUCGCCCAAGCGCUUCUGGAGCACGGUGCGUCUGUCAUCAUCUCUUCGUCGUCUCCCGACCGCGUUGCAAAGGCGGUGCAGCGCCUUGAGGCUUCGCACCCACAAGGUCACGUCCAGGGCAUUGCAUGCAACCUCGGGUCACAGGAGCACCUCGUCUCUGACGUCGGCAAGCUAGUCACCGAAGUGGCCAAGGGCGGAAAGCUGGACCACGUAGUCCACACGGCCGGCGAUGCGAUGGCCAUUGGCAAGCUCGAAGACUUUUCGCUGGCGGAGAUCCAGCAGGCGGGCAUGGUGCGCUUCUUUAGUCCCUUCAUCGUGGCUCAGCACUUGCGCAAGCUGCUCAAAGAUGGCCCUGCCUCGUCGUACAUCAUGACGACGGGUGGCGCGUCCGAGCGUCCGAUGCCGGACUGGACCGUCGUUCUUUCCUACAUCACAGGUCUUGUGGGCAUGAUGCGGGGCUUGGCAAAGGACCUGGCACCUAUCCGAGUCAAUCUCGUCGCUCUCGGACCAGUCGAGACGGAGCUGUGGGACUCCUUUAGGGCCCAGGGCGCAUACGAAGCCGUAAAGGAAUCCUUUGAAAAGGGCAUGGCUACGGGCACCAUCGGAAAAGUCGAGGACAUCGUAGAGAGCUACCUCUACCUCAUGAAGGACAAGAAUGCCACUGGUAGCACGGUCACUUCUAACGGCGGAAUGGUUCUCAUGUAGACACAGCCUCGUCAUCGCUUCUGCCCAAUGAGAUUGUCCAUGCAAGAGCUGGAACCGUCAC